Molecule: messenger RNA, 1908 nt
Organism: Ixodes scapularis (black-legged tick)
Lineage: Eukaryota; Metazoa; Arthropoda; Arachnida; Ixodida; Ixodidae
Product: carnitine O-acetyltransferase-like
Exons: 14
Coding region: 1-1908 (635 amino acids)
Biological process (GO): carnitine metabolic process, CoA-linked
Cellular component (GO): peroxisome
Molecular function (GO): carnitine O-acetyltransferase activity
Source: RefSeq, a predicted model, not a curated record
AUGGCUGCGGUGGACACGGAUGACAACAUCAGCCGGGGCCGAGAAGACGUGCGGAAAGUAUUUAGUGCAAUGUUUCCAUCAAAGGUGACAAGCGAACGAUGGUCGGCAGCUGAAGGCAGCAUGAUGUCUAGACAGAAGGAGCUGCCCAAGCUCCCUUUGCCGCUUCUUCAAGAAUCGCUCGACAGAUUCGUGGAAUUCAUGGAACCUCUACUUACCCAUCAAGAACUCGAGGAAACUCGAAAGGUUGUUCGCGACUUUGCCAAGCCAAGCGGAGAUGGCCAAAAGUUGUAUCACUUACUCCAAACAAAAGCUUCAUUUUCAUAUAAUUUGCUUUCAGACUGGCUUGCCGAAGAAGCAUUCUUGAAGUUCAGGGACUCCGUUAUCUCAAAAAGUCCGGCGAUUGCCCUCCCAAAAGAGGACUUUCACACGUCAUCAAAGCAACUAGAGCACGCAGCCAGGCUCACCUCGGCAGCGCUGAACUUCAAAUAUCUAAUUGACAGAGACCUUUUGAAGCCUGAUGUCCGCGGCACAAGUCCUCUCGACAUGACGCAGUACAAGAACCUUUUUGGCUCUUGUCGCGUGCCAUCUGGUGUAUGUGACAAAGUUCAGUUCACCUCGACAGACGACGAGUCUUCAAGGAAUGUGCUGGUCAUCAGCAACAAUCAGUUCUUCGUGUUCAAUGCACACGACGAGCGCGGUAUUCCAUUCAACGAAGGGACGAUACUGACGCUGUUGCUUCGGGUUGCCGAGAUGUCAAGAGGGGACGGCACCGCUCUCGGGAUUCUAACAACCGAAGAAAGAGACGCCUGGGCUGAGGCCCAUGAGAGACUCUGCCAAAGUCCUAGGAACGUUGCGUCACUACAAGCCAUAAGGAAGUCUGCAAUGGCGGUGUGCCUUGACCGCAAGCUGCACAAAUCGGAACCUUACGAGGUGACCUCUGCCGAGCAACUUUGCACGGGCGGGCAAGACGGCGAAAAUGCAGCUAACCGCUGGUGUGACAAAACUGUUCAGCUCAUUCUAGGAAAAGAAGGCCUUACGGGAUUUCUUUUUGAGCACUCCUCGAUUGACGGUACUGUGAUGGCUGCGCUCGUUGACUACUGCAUGGCUUACAAAGCAGGCAGUGAACCAUUCGUCCCAUCCCAGGAGGCCGUGAAAGUGGAUAUAAUAAAACUGGAAUUUGAUAUUGGACCCGAAACUUUGAAAGACAUAGAGAUGGCAAAAUCUAACCAUGCAAGAUUCAGGGCAACAAGAGAAAAUCUCCUUUUCAAGUUCACAAAGUAUGGAAAGAACGAUGUGAAAUCCUGGAAAUUAAGCCCGGACAGCUAUGUGCAAAUGGCCUUACAACUCUCUUUCUACAAAGUUCACCGCGUGCCGCCAACGAUGACCGAAACCGUUUCGACGCGCAAGUUUCGCCAAGGACGAACGGAUGCAGUCUACUCAACUUCAAUGGACAGCCUUUCCUUCUGUAAGGUAUUUGAGAAUCCAGACGCAAGCAUGGAAGAAAAGAAUGGCAGGCUUAGGAAGGCUGUCGAAAACCACAAGAGGAAAGCUAACCUUGCAAACAACGGCCUUGGCAUCGGUAGACUCUUCUCUGUCCUAAGGACCACAGCAAUUGAGAAUGGAAUGCCACUUCACGAAUUCUUUACAGGUGCAGCAUACCGGACUAGCCGACACAUUACCCUCAUGACCAGUCAGGUGCGCACUGAAUGCGACUCUGCCACCUUCCUUGGCCCCUAUGUUUCGGACGGAUACGGCGUCCUCUAUAAUGUCCGGCCAGAGUCACUCACCUUCACUAUCUCGUGCUGCAAAUCCUGUCCCGUGACAUGUUCAGCCAAGUUCAAGGAGGCUCUCGAGAAAAGCCUGGUUGAGAUGGGAGACUGCGUAGCUUGGUCUCACCAAAAAGAGUGA